Neltuma alba is the source of this 1862-nucleotide messenger RNA. RefSeq names its product protein DETOXIFICATION 27-like. Gene Ontology annotation, molecular function: xenobiotic transmembrane transporter activity; antiporter activity. Bases 38 to 1582 code for a protein of 514 amino acids. Gene Ontology annotation, cellular component: membrane. Lineage: Eukaryota; Viridiplantae; Streptophyta; Magnoliopsida; Fabales; Fabaceae. Gene Ontology annotation, biological process: xenobiotic detoxification by transmembrane export across the plasma membrane. The transcript is spliced from 8 exons. The record is from RefSeq and is a predicted model, not a curated record.
CUUCUCGCACUUCUUCUGGUGUAUAGACAUAGCAGAAAUGGCGAGCAACGAAUCAGCUUCACCCUCAGGGGAAGCGAACAUCCCGUUGUUGCUGCAAGAUCACCCACUACCACCUACUAUUCCAUUAAAAGAUGGCCAAGACCUCGCUCAAAGGGUUUGGAUUGAAUCUAAGAAGCUCUGGCAUGUCGUUGGCCCAUCAAUCUUCAGCCGUUUACUUUCUUAUUCCGUAUUCAUCCUCACACAAGCAUCCGCCGGCCAUCUCGGCGAACUCGAGCUCGCUUCUAUGUCCAUUGUCAUAAAUGUCAUUCUAGGAUUCGACGUCGGCCUCAUGCUGGGCAUGGCAAGCGCCUUGGAAACACUAUGUGGGCAAGCCUAUGGGGCAAAGAAGUACCACAUGAUGGGGAUUUACAUGCAGCGUUCAUGGAUCGUUCUUUUGGGGUGUUGUGUUGUGAUUUUGCCUAUAUUUCUUUUUGCUUCACCUGUAUUAAAGUUUCUGGGUCAGCCAUCUGAGAUAGCAGAGCUCUGUGGUGUUUUGUCUUUGUGGAUGAUACCCCUUCACUUCUGCCUCGCGUUUCAGUUCCCUUUGUGGAGGUUUCUGCAGAGCCAGUUGAAGGCAGAUGUUAUUGUCUGGAUUUGCUUAAUGGCAGUGGUUACUGAUAUUGUCAUGACUUGGUUGUUAGUGCACAAACUUGAGCUUGGUGUGAUUGGAGUGGCUGCCACCAUUAAUAUAUCAUGGUGGGUUCUGACUUUAGGGCUUCUGGCUUACACUGUUUUUGGAGGUUGCCCUCUUUCAUGGACUGGUUUCUCCAUGGCAGCCUUUUCUGGUUUAUGGGAAUUCCUCAAGCUCUCUGCUGCUUCCGGGGUCAUGCUCUGCUUGGAGAAUUGGUACUAUAGAAUACUGGUACUGAUGACAGGAAAUCUAGACAACGCCCAGAUUGCCAUUGAUGCCUUGUCCAUAUGCAUGGCCAUAAAUGCAUGGGAGGUGAUGAUUCCUCUGGCGUUCCUUGCUGCGACUGGAGUGAGAGUAGCGAAUGAACUUGGAGCUGGGAAUGGAAAAGGAGCCAAGUUUGCAACCAUGGUGUCGGUGGCUACGUCGAUCAUAAUAGGCGUAGUGAUAUGCAUCUUCUAUAUGAUCUUUCGCAAUCAAAUUAGCCUUCUCUUCUCUUCAAGCAAACCUGUUCUUGAGGAAGUCAACAAGCUUUCUCUUCUCCUAGUCUUCACAAUUCUGCUGAAUAGUGUUCAACCUGUUCUCUCAGGGGUGGCUGUGGGGUCAGGUUGGCAGGCGUGCGUGGCAUACAUAAACCUAGGCUGUUACUAUCUUGUUGGUUUGCCUUUAGGGUUUUUGAUGGGCUGGGUCUUCCAUCUGGGGGUCAUGGGUAUCUGGGCAGGGAUGAUAUUUGGUGGUACAGCAACUCAGACUGUGAUAUUGGCCUUCAUCACCACUCGGUGCAACUGGGACAGGGAGGCGGAGAAAGCAAGCUUGCAUAUGAAGAAGUUGGAUGAUCAAAAGCCUAAAGAGAAAUUGAUAUUGGACAACAACAACAACGAGAGUAGCAGGGCUUCUCCAUCUCCAUCACCCUAAUGGGCAAAACCCAAAAAAAAAAAAAAAAAAGGAUUUGAGAUUCAAUGUUUUCCUUGCUGCUUUAUUUAUGUUGGAUCUUAAAUAUGGGAACUUUUGAUUCUUCAAUAAGAUUAAAUCCAGAGGUAUUUGUAUUAUUGAAUUGAAUCACUUUAAUUCUGAUUUGAAACAUGUUAUAUGGCAGGACAUUCUCUACUCAGUGUUGACCUCUUUCCCGGAUUACACUUCGAACAGCAAAACUUAUAUCUUUAUGUGGCCUUUUGUGUUUUUUCCGGCCAACUUU